This is a messenger RNA of Drosophila pseudoobscura, 713 nucleotides long. RefSeq lists its product as uncharacterized. The transcript has 5 exons. NCBI's taxonomy places the organism in Eukaryota, Metazoa, Arthropoda, Insecta, Diptera, Drosophilidae. The record is from RefSeq and is a predicted model, not a curated record. The coding region runs from base 250 to 561 and encodes 103 amino acids.
CAUUUUGAAAAGUUGCACAUUGCGGUUCUUCGUGCUCUCGCGUUUCGACUGCCGCUGCUGUUUCUUUCGCCUUCUUUGGAGUCCGUCCCCCUGCUCCAUGUUGGUUGUACGUGUGUGUCUGUGGCUGUGUGUGUGCAUUAUUUCGCGUAAUGACGCGUCGUCGGAGUCCGUUAUAUUUCGCUUUUCGUACUGUGCCAUAAAAUUGUGCGCUGCCGACUAGCGAUCAACACUGGAGAAGAGUGCGACACCAUGCCCCUCGCUGGGCCAAAGGACAAUGGUUCAAGUGCAAAGAAGAUGCCGCCCAGCACUACGAGCAUGCAACAAGGACGGAGCGACAUGCAAGGACAUUACGAGCGAGCGAAAUGCCGUGAUUAUAAAGAGGAAGGACAGGAAUGGAAUCGAGUGCAAAGAUGUAGGAUGAAACUUGGAUACAAAGAAGAAGGAAUAGGAAUAAAUAAUCCCCAAAACCAAGAACAACAUAUGGAGAUAGUCACAAAGGAGGAACAAAAGAGGAACUUCUGCCGCUCCAGAAAGGAAUUUCACAACUUUAUCAAAUACUAAAUGGAUUAAACACGUUCUUCCACCCCAAAGGGGGUUGUGUUGUCUCCUCUUCUUCCUCCGAUUUCAGAUGGAUAAAUGGAUAAAAAAGUUUAUAAAACAAUAAAACAGAGAAACAAAAUGGUGCAUACUUAUAUAUGGACCAUUAACAGAAA